Somion occarium is the source of this 866-nucleotide messenger RNA. Lineage: Eukaryota; Fungi; Basidiomycota; Agaricomycetes; Polyporales; Cerrenaceae. The record is from the annotation of a GenBank genome assembly.
UGCUGAACGAUCAUCUCUUUAAGACUCAUCCAAUUCUCGUUUCUACUCUCUCACAGCUAGCUCAUCUUCGUAAAUUUCUACAAUGGCUAGAGGCACUUUCAAGCAGAAACGAGGUGGAGGACGCAGCUUUAGUAGGAACCUCACCCUAGACGAGAAUGGCGUUGCAGUUUCUUCGGAUAAGCCACGACGUCGACGCGGCGAAGAAAGUGACGAGCAUGAUAGCGACGAAGAAUCAGAGGAGGAGUCUGAAGAGGAGGAAUCUGAAGAAGAGGGAGGCGCACCGGCGCAGCAGCAACCUGAGCUCACUCGUGCUGAGCGCCGCGAGUUGAAGAAGAAGGCCAAAUCCAAAGCACAAGAGAACGGCGAGGAGGAGGCUGAAGAUGAAGAUCCGAUCCUUGCGAAUCCCAACCUCAAUGUUGGUAAGAAGUUGAACAUCUCUGAUCUCAGCGCGCCUCGUGAGCUCUCUCGACGAGAAAGGGAAGCUAAGGCUGCGAAAGAUGCGAAGGAGAAAUAUUGGAAGCUUCAUGAGCAAGGCAAGACUGAGCAAGCAAAGGCUGAUCUCGGUCGGCUCGCAAAGAUCCGUGCAGAACGUGAGGCAGCGCAGGCCAAGAGGAAGGCCGAAGCCCAGGCCAAGGCAGCAGAAGUUGAGUCGAAGAGAAAGGAGGCCGCCGGAAGGGGAAAACGUUUGUAAUCUGUAGUAUCCAAGGGCAUACAAGUUCAGUCAUUGUAUUUGGUAUCCGUGUAUCUUGCAAAUGUACUUCUAGCUUCCAGCUGUGGACUAUAUUCAGUCAGCUUUCAUUGUCCGUUUGUAGUCAUUUUCGAUUCAUUUCAAGAAUCAAAGUAUGCCUUGUAAGUUGUGACUAGAU